UCAGCAGUUGCAGCCCUGCUCAUAACCCGUGUGCGGCAAACGCCACCUGCGAUGACCAGAUGUCUCCACCUGUCUGCACCUGCCCAGCUGGCUGGCAGGGAGACGGCAGGAGGGACGGCUUCGGGUGUGAGGACAUAGAUGAGUGUUCAGAUGACACCAGCAUGUGUGAACAGACCUGCGCCAACGCACCUGGCAGCUACAGCUGCGCAUGUCAACAAGGCUUCCAGCUGAACGAUGACAGUCGCACCUGUCAGGAUGUGGACGAGUGCACUUCGGACAACGGGGGGUGUCAGCAUGUCUGUGAGAAUGACUAUGGGAGCUUCUACUGCGAAUGCAGAGAUGGGUUUCAACUGGGGAGUGACAGGAAGUCAUGCCAAGAUAUGAAUGAGUGCCGUGAGGACCACUCCUGUAGUCAAAUAUGUAACAACACAGCAGGCUCCUACUUCUGCUCCUGUUUGGAAGGGUUUGUUCUGGCUGAGGACGGGUGGACCUGUAGAGACAUCGACGAGUGCCUGACAGACACCCACGGCUGCUCCCACCUGUGUGUGAACACGCAGGGUAGCUUCUCCUGUGCCUGUCCUGAGGGCUACCUGCUCCGGGAGGACGGGCGGUCGUGUGAGAACAUUGAUGAAUGUAUAGAUGACAACGGAGGCUGUUCUCAGGUGUGUGAGGACACAGAGGGCAGCUACCGGUGUGCCUGUCAGCCUGGGUACAGGCUGGAGGACGAAUUCAUGUGCUCAGAUGUGAAUGAGUGUGCGGAAGGCAGGGACAGUUGCCACGCCAAUGCAGAGUGUAUAAACAAUGAAGGGUCGUACGAGUGCUACUGCCGGCCUGGGUUUGAAGGGGACGGACGCACCUGCACAGACCAGGAUGAGUGUGAAACAUCAGACUGUCAGCAGCUGUGCACAAACACACCCGGCAGCUUCAUGUGCGGCUGUCAGGAGGGCUACCUCCUAUUGGACGACAGGCGGUCAUGUGACAACAUUGACGAGUGCUCAUUGGACGACCGCGGAGGGUGCAGGCACAUCUGUAGGGACACGGAGGGCAGCUACUACUGCGAGUGUGAGCCAGGGUUCCAUCUGGCCUCCGACCUGAAAGCUUGCAUCAGAGACAAUGUUAUAACAGCCAACCAAGGAGGGGAUGGGGAGGGUGCAGUUCCAGUACAGCAGACAAGGGGAGCUCCCCUCCCCAUGGCAGUAGGACUGUCCAUCGCUGCAGUGCUGCUGGUACUCCUGGUGUUGGCUUUUGUCAAGUGUCGGCCCAGGAUCAACCAUUCUGCAGAUGGCCUAAAGAACUCGCUGCCAUCCGUGUUCUACAAAAAGCCCCUCAAAGAUCCCGUGGAACACAUCUAUGACAACCCCAAGUUCCUACCUGAGACAUCCAUCAGCAAGGCUGUUAGUGAGAAGCAGGUCCACGUCAUCCUGCCACCACAACCGUCCUCCCCACCGCCACCUCCGCCACCGCCGAUUGGACAGAGCAGCAGGCGCCCGAUGAGUAGGCGGUCUCCAACUGUAUCACCUGCGCAGCCGCGCCCUGCACCUGGCAGCAGCCGUCGAGCCCCGCAGGUGUCUGAGAGAGCAGAGAACCCGUACGUCCUUGACCCCACCAGACACAUCCAGCAUCGCACGUCAGUGCCAGGUCAGAGGCCGGAGGUCAACAAUGAUGACACCAUCAGUGAGCACAUCUAUGAGACGCUUGAUCUUCGGGAUGUUCCAGUUUCAAUGAUUUGAAUAGACUGUAAAUCACUUCAUAUUUGCAGUAGCAAAAUUUCGUGCUUGGAGAAAAAUUAACAUGUUUGCUGAACUAUAUGCCACAGAGACAGCAGGUGUAUUAGAAAGAAACUCUGCAGAUUAUUUGUUCGCAGUAAUGAUAAGUUUACAGUACAGAAGUGACUGUGAAAAUGAUGUAAAAUAUAAAAGUACCCCGAAUAUAAAGUGAUUUACACUAAAGUAUACCAAGGAAAAGGAGAUACAAAUAUGCUUUAAGUAAGACAGUGGCUACAGAGAUUCAAUCAGCAAAACUUAGUAUCAUGAUACACAGCACAUAAUGGAUGUACAUGUAAUGUUAGGACACUGUGCACAUUUGAUGAGAGGUAAGCACUAUAGUCUAUUAUAAUGCAGUACUGUAGUGUGAGUGAGUACACAUAUUGCAUCAUUGUUUUAAAUAGAAGCUAUGCAUUUUGAGAAUAUCAUGCAAUGACUGCAAGGCAUUUUUUGUGUCAUAUUAUACUUUGUUGCCAUAGGGUUGCCAAUAUUAUUUGCCAGCCAAUUUUGCCACAUUGUAGCAGUUUUAAGGCUACUAUAUACACAAGAAUUGUGGUGAUUAUAACUUGUGAUGUAUGGGAUUUACAGUCUUAACAAACAUAUAGGAUGUAUUUUUAAUAGGAUAAGCGUAUCCUUUAUCAGAAUGGAUUAAUGGAUGAAACUAACAGUGUGUACUGCACAGGCUAGUCCACAGUAUUUAAGGGUUUUGUUGUUGUCACAUUUCACUUCUCAAUAAAGAAUCAUGGAAA
Branchiostoma belcheri (Belcher's lancelet) is the source of this 2512-nucleotide messenger RNA. RefSeq names its product signal peptide, CUB and EGF-like domain-containing protein 1. The transcript has 9 exons. Gene Ontology annotation, molecular function: calcium ion binding. The record is from RefSeq and is a predicted model, not a curated record. NCBI's taxonomy places the organism in Eukaryota, Metazoa, Chordata, Leptocardii, Amphioxiformes, Branchiostomatidae. Bases 60 to 1730 code for a protein of 556 amino acids.